AUGGCUGCAGCGAUGUCGGCAGAAAAGGUAUACUGGCGCAGAAAAUUGCCACAAGGAUUUCAACUUUUCAUGGAAAAUUUAGCCCGAAGCGUUAUUCGCCAACAACCAGAAGAUGUACUGGAAUAUGCAGCAAUGUAUUUUGAAAGAAAGUUGAUUGAAAGAAAUGCAGCUUUGCGGCGUUUACCAGAUGUAUCUUAUCUACAGAAAUUGGGAUAUAAAACGAUCAACAAAAAACCUACAACAGAAAGCGAUUUACCAAAAGAAAGAGCAGCUGUUGAUUCCAUUACAGCAGAGGAAGAGAAUAAAAAGGUCGAAAGUGCACACGCUUUUCCAGAAAGAAAAUCGUUAAAAGAACAAGGCGGUGUAAGGUCAGAUGGUGCAGUCGCUCAUCGCGAUGUUUCGAGUCCUGUACAUCUUCAGAAAACCGCAGGUGAUGACGUCGGAGGCAGAGAUACUCCUAUAGGAGUCUCAGAAGCUGUGGCAAGUACGCUGAAGGCUACUCAGGAAGAGCUAGCAUGUGAAACAUCAAGACUAUCUGCAACAGAACAAGUAGAGGAGGGAGAUGAACAAGAUGAUGCCCAUGCAUCUCAUGAAAAAAUAAUGUUGGCCGAAUCCGAAGAACGCAUAGAAAUGAAACAGGAUUUAUUGAACGAAAUAAGAGAGUCUAGUAGAAGUUUACACAAGACACAGACAACACAGGAAACAACAGAAGAUACCAAAGAGAAAAUAUCGGCAGAAUCUAUAGACACUACAGAGCACCGAAAAUCGGAUAGAGAACUGGCUCAGAGUAUUGAACAAGUGGUUCACGCUGAGGAGGUUUCCAGGAUCAGUAUCGAGACAAAGCGUCCUUCAGUCGCUGUUGUUGAUGAUACAGAACAUAUACUUCCAACGGAUGUACAUAAAGUUGGAGAAACGUUUUCAACAGAUAAAACAAAUGAAAGUAUAAGUAAUUUAGGAGAAUGUGAAAACAUAGUUGAAGCUGGCCCUGUUGUACCAGUCGUUGAAGCUGGUCCAGUUGUACCAGUAGUUGAAGCUGGUCCAGUUGUACCAGUUGUUGAAGCUGGUCCUGCUGUGCCAGUUGCCGUACCUGAACCGAAUAUUGAGUCUCAGCAACACGUCGAAAUAGAGUCAUCAAAGCACCAAGAUUUGGCUGAAGAGCAGACACCCGAUGUACAAACAGAAACAGAGGAAGUCGGGGAUGAAAACCAAGAUGAACAUCUGGUGGAAUCAUGUGCCGUGACCUGUAGUGCCGAGGCUCUAUUAGAUGAGAAAGAAGACGAAAACAGAGAAAGCGAGUCAGAACCAACUAAUAUAGAACAUGAAAGAGAAACAACAUCAGGACAAUCCAAAGAAGCAGUUUCACGUCAAGACGUGGAAGAGCGAGAACAUACUAAGGAUGCAGCUUCAGGUGAUCUAGAGAAUACUGUAGAUGAUUCACAUGAGGAGCACAAAGAAGAUAUAGGGAGCAUUGAAAAAUCAGAUCAGGAGGCAGAAGUUCAUGUCGAGGAAACAAAAGAGCAAACAGAUGGACUGACACAAAGUGCAGAUGAACAUAGCGAGGAACCAGCAAAACAAACAGAAGAAAUGCAGCAGGCUGAGGGUACCGAUCAGCACCCUGGGGAAACAGUACAGGCAGAUGAAGAAACGCAGCAGGCUGAGGGUACCGAGCAGCACAAUGGGGAAACAUCACUAGCAGAAGAAGAAACCCAGCCGACUGAGGGUACCGAUCAGCACCCCGAAGAAACAGCUCAAGCAGAGGAAGAAACGCAACAGGCUGAGGGUACCGAUCAGCACCCUGAGGAAACAGCACAAGCAGAAGAGGAAAUCCAGCCGACUGAGGGUAUCGAUAUCGAUCAGCACCCCGAAGAAACAGCACAAGCAGAGAAAGAAACGCAGCAGGCUGAGGGUACCGAUCAGCACCCCGAGGAAACAGCACAAGCAGAGGAAGAAAUGCAACAGGCUAAAGGGACCGAUCAGGAAGCCUUGGAACCAGCACAAGCAGAGGAAGAAACACAGCAGGAAGGAGGUGCAGAUCAACACGCCGAAGAAUCAACACAACAAACAGAAGAAAUAUCAGAACAGAAAGAGGAUACGGAGGAACCAACACAAACAGAAGAAGUAACUCAGCAGGCAGAUGACACCGAGGGGCAAGAAACCGCGGAACCGGGAGAACAAAAUAAUGCCGAGGAAAAGGGCGCUAUAAAUCACACAGACACAUCAGGCGAGAACCCCCCAGAGUCAAAUGGAACUUCCGAAUCCACACUAAGGAAAGAUACAGAAAUUGCAGACGGGACAGAAAAAACAGUUGACCAAAACGAGGCUGCUCAAGAAAUAAUGUCAUCUACUGAGAAAGAUAAUACGGAAUCUAGUGAACCAGUCGAUAACCACGAACAGGGGUCUGCUCAUGGCUUAGGCGCCGAUGAGAACGUAAAACCGGGAAGUCCAGAUGAGAAACAACACGACUCAAAACAAGAGGAAAUAACACAGGGAAACACCGUUGAUGUCCCAGCCACUGACUAA
Molecule: messenger RNA, 2520 nt
Organism: Saccostrea cuccullata (small rock oyster)
Lineage: Eukaryota; Metazoa; Mollusca; Bivalvia; Ostreida; Ostreidae
Product: thioredoxin domain-containing protein 3 homolog
Exons: 1
Coding region: 1-2520 (839 amino acids)
Source: RefSeq, a predicted model, not a curated record